AUGAAUUCUAGAUGUAAUUACAAUUAGCCAUUUGAGAAGUAUAACUAUGCAAUAGAUUUAUUAGUGGUUGUGGUUUAUAAAACGAGUAAGAAGGAUUUAAAUAAGGGUAAUUGAUAGAAUUAAGUUAUAGUUUUUAUAGGUAUUGAAUUAUUUCAUUAUUUAGUGAUUGCUAAAUUUAUUUUAAGGAAGAAUAUAAAAAGGAUAAAAAGAUUUCUAGAUGGAAUAUUUUAUAUAAAUGUAAUUAUCCAUCAUUUUAAUCGAUGUAAUAUUGAUAUUUUAAAAUCAGUGGUGAUGGUACUUGUGAUCAAAACGGAUUGAAAAAUGGAAUAUUAGUAGAAUUGAGUAUUAAUUUUUGGAAGUAGCAUAAUUAAUAUCCUUUUUUAUUUAAGAAAUGGGAGAUUAUAUAUACUGGGGAAUAUAAAAGAGGUAUUAAAUAGGUAGAUGGGAUAUAAUUUAUAGUAGUUUCUAAAUUUAUUGAUAUUAUUCUUUAAUUAGUGGUGUGGUCAUCACAUCUUUAGAUAUUAGUCUCAACGAGGUCUGUGGAGGGUUGUUCAAGUUACGAAUCCUUAAAUCUCACCCUUUUUUCCAAUUCCUCUUGAA
Paramecium pentaurelia is the source of this 600-nucleotide messenger RNA. The record is from the annotation of a GenBank genome assembly. Lineage: Eukaryota; Ciliophora; Oligohymenophorea; Peniculida; Parameciidae.